Messenger RNA from Pyrus x bretschneideri (Chinese white pear), 666 nucleotides. RefSeq lists its product as uncharacterized. The record is from RefSeq and is a predicted model, not a curated record. Bases 145 to 435 code for a protein of 96 amino acids. The transcript is spliced from 2 exons. Lineage: Eukaryota; Viridiplantae; Streptophyta; Magnoliopsida; Rosales; Rosaceae.
UACACGGACUAGACUAUACUUGGAAACCCCCACCCUCCUCACACACCAAACAACAAAAUCUACUUUCCCCUCCAACGCCAAAGCCAACGCCCAACUGACAUAACAAAACACCCAAGCAACGGAGGGCUUGAAAAGCAGACGAAAAUGGCUUCGCCGGCAGCAAGGAUCACCUUCCGCAUAGUAAUCAUAGCUCUGGUUGUUCUCGUCCUUUUCUACAUCGGCCGCCCUCUCUACUGGAAAAUCUCCGCCACCAUCCACGAGAUCCGCCAAAACAGACAGACCGUUAAACAAGGUAUAUCGCAGAUUGUUCUGGAAGCUCAGAAAUCGGUCGGUUGGUACCACGACGAGUCGGACUCGGGUGCCCGCGACUAUCGGGCCGCGAAGAAUGUCGGGUUGGCCACGAACCGGAGGCUGCUGCUCCGCCAGGUUUCGUGAAAACGCUUGAUUUUUCCAAAAUUUACUGCUUUGUAAUAGUGAGGUUACGGUGGGUCUGUUCAGAUCUGAUCACAUUUCGAAUGAAUCGGUUAAAUUCUGUUGAAUUAAUGUGUUUGGGGGGAUGAAAUGCUUCUUCCUGAAACUACUAAAUGUUAGAAAAGUUUGUACAACUGCAAUGCUGGAUUAUGUAUCGUUCUCGGAAAAUAUAUAGAGUUCUACCCAGUUUAAUUA